Molecule: messenger RNA, 1180 nt
Organism: Poecile atricapillus (Black-capped chickadee)
Lineage: Eukaryota; Metazoa; Chordata; Aves; Passeriformes; Paridae
Product: G-protein coupled receptor 55-like
Exons: 2
Coding region: 137-1159 (340 amino acids)
Biological process (GO): positive regulation of Rho protein signal transduction; phospholipase C-activating G protein-coupled receptor signaling pathway
Cellular component (GO): membrane
Molecular function (GO): G protein-coupled receptor activity
Source: RefSeq, a predicted model, not a curated record
AAAGAACAAACGUGGUACCUCUCUCAGGAAGGUGGAAAAGAAGGAGUUGGAAAAACUAGAUCUGUAAUCCUGGUUUUAGCAUUUGAAAGAAAUACUGGAAUCAGCCACCAAAGAAUCUGUUUUCAAGCGGGCAGAAAUGACCAACACCAGUGAGAAUUGCAGUUUUACAGCUGUGGACAGCUUGGCAUGGACGGUGCAGCUGGGGAUCUCCAUCCCCACCUUCAUCCUCGGGCUGGUUCUCAACAGCCUGGCCCUGUCUGUGUUCUGCUGCUUUUGGAGGAAGCAGACCAAGACCUCGGUGUACAUGAUCAAUCUGGCUCUGGCAGAUGUCCUGCUGCUCCUCUCGCUGCCACCAAAGCUGUACUACUCUGUCACCACCGCGCCUGGCCUGCUCUGCUCCUUCAUACAGGCUCCUUACUUCGUCAACACCUACACCAGCAUCUUCAUCAUCGUCUGCAUCACCGUGGACAGGUACAUCUGCAUCAGGCACCCGUUUGAAGGCCGAGCUAACCAAUCCCCCAGGUGGGCUCUCUUGAUUUGCAGCUUCAUCUGGGCAGUGGCUUGGAUCUGCAGCAGCCCAAUUUAUGUGUUUCACAAGAAGGAACCUAUUAAAUGCUUUCACAACAUGUCAGCCCAGACCUGGAGCGUUCCCUUCAUCGUUUCUGUGGAAAUAUUUGGGUUUCUGAUCCCACUGGCGGUGAUGGUUUUCUGCUCUGCUCAAACCAUCUGGAUUCUUCUGAAUCACAAAACUCACGACAAAAAGAGCGUGGAAGAAAGCGGCUCCCUGCGGGUGAUCGUGAUCAACCUCGUGGUGUUCCUGGUGUGCUUCACACCCGUCCACCUCGGGAUCUGCCUGCAGUGCCUGGUGAAGCAGCAGGUGAUCGUGGGCUGCAGGAUGAGGCAGACCAUCAGCCUGUUCCUCCAGGUGUCCAUGACAUUCGCCAACCUCAACUGCUGCCUCGAUGCCAUCUUCUACUAUUUUGCUGCGAAGGAAUUCUGUAAGAAAGCACAGCUGAGAAGGGUGAUUGAGCUGUGUCCUGUCUUUAACCCCUGUGCCAUGGGCUGGCUCUGCCGGCGCUGGGAGAGCUCCCCUUGCCAGGACAGCGCCGGUGCCGCGCCUGGCACGGCCACAGCGACAAGGACAAUGUGUUUCCAGUGAAUGCAAACCUGCUCCCUAUUU